UUGAGUAAGCAGCUAACUCCAUGCUAGACCCAAACAGCUGAUUAGCAUAAAGGCUAUGAGGCCAGCAGGGUCUCUGGUUGUCUGCUGCACGCAAACGUCAACAUUAGAGCUGAAGUUAAACGAUGCGAUGAGAUUAAUGAAUCUGGAAAUAAUCCCGUUUAAGGGCUGUGAGAGAUACUAACCAGCGUGCUAACAACUAGUUAGCCCUGUUAGCUCCGCUCACAAUAAUAAUAUCAACAGCGGCUGUAUUCCGGCACAGUCCCGUCUCUUUAAACGCCAAAAAACUUUAGAAUUUAAACAAUCCAAAUGGAAACAAACCCGCCGAAAAGACGAGACAACAAGAAGUCUCUUCGGGUGAAGGUGAUUAGCCUCGGAAACGCCGAGGUCGGAAAGAGCUGUAUCAUCAAGCGUUACUGCGAGAAGAGGUUUGUUCCAAAGUAUCUGGCAACCAUUGGAAUCGACUAUGGCGUCACCAAAGUUCAGGUUCGAGACAGAGAAAUCAAGGUGAACAUCUUUGAUAUGGCCGGCCACCCGUUCUUCUAUGAAGUGCGUAACGAGUUCUACAAAGACAGCCAGGGCGUGCUGCUCGUGUAUGAUGUCGGCCUGAGGGAGAGCUUCGAUGCCCUCGACAGCUGGCUCGGCGAGAUGAAACAAGAAAUGGGCUCUCAGGCCAACAUGGACAGCAUCGUGUUUGUCGUCUGCGCCAACAAGGUGGACCUGACGAAGCGGCGAGUGGUGGAUGAGGGCGAGGGGCGCCUGUGGGCGGAGUCCAGAGGCUUUCAUUACUUUGAGACAUCAGCACAGAGCGGCGAGGGCAUCAACGAGAUGUUUCAGGCGUUCUUCUCCUCCAUCACUGACAUGUGCGAGAACGGCGGAAAGCGCCCGGUGUCGGAGGUCAGCGUCGGCUUCACCAAAGAGCAGGCUGACACCAUCCGACGUAUCCGCAACAGCAAAGACUCGUGGGAUAUGUUGGGAGUCAAACCCGGGGCCACGCGGGAGGAAGUGAACAAGGCGUACAGGAAGCUGGCAGUCCUGCUGCAUCCAGAUAAAUGUGUUGCCCCCGGCAGUGAAGACGCGUUCAAGGCGGUGGUGAACGCCCGCACCUCACUGCUAAAGAACAUUAAAUAACACACACACACACACACACACACACACAGAAACAACUGG
Molecule: messenger RNA, 1167 nt
Organism: Pundamilia nyererei
Lineage: Eukaryota; Metazoa; Chordata; Actinopteri; Cichliformes; Cichlidae
Gene: dnajc27
Product: DnaJ (Hsp40) homolog, subfamily C, member 27
Exons: 7
Coding region: 307-1128 (273 amino acids)
Molecular function (GO): GTPase activity; GTP binding
Source: RefSeq, a predicted model, not a curated record